Molecule: messenger RNA, 3837 nt
Organism: Colletotrichum scovillei
Lineage: Eukaryota; Fungi; Ascomycota; Sordariomycetes; Glomerellales; Glomerellaceae
Product: fatty acid hydroxylase superfamily protein
Exons: 3
Coding region: 921-1955 (344 amino acids)
Biological process (GO): lipid biosynthetic process
Molecular function (GO): iron ion binding; oxidoreductase activity
Source: RefSeq, a predicted model, not a curated record
CGCUGGAUCAUGCGAUUUCCCAAGUGACGAACUGCCCACUGGGACAUUACCUCGGACGAGUCUCCAUGGACACAAUGGGCUUGCGUACACCGACUCUUCCGAGUUUCGCAGUUGUCCGCCCUUGACUGGAGAUGAGUUAGAUACAGUUAAAAGAAGGGCUAAUCCCGCCCAGGGAUAUCUGCUACCCCUUCGUCGAGAGCUUGUUCGGCCUUGAGUUACAGCAACACUUGUCAUCUUGACGCCCGUUCUUGUGUUCGAUUGUCAUCUCAGCUGGGCCUUACCCCCAAACUCUAAGAUCGGGUACGUGCCAGUGUUGAGGGACCUCGAUCGAAGCGUUGACAACCUUGACACCUUAAACCUAGGUCUUCUGGUCCCCUUUUUCUCUGAGCUUCGCCGUUCGACCAACAUCCGCCAUAUUCAGAGUAGAAUCUGCUGGCUGUCGACGUUGGCUCAGUCUCUCGUUGCCGGCAUUUUGUCAUUCAACCGCCGGCGUUGCAAACGUCGGACAAGCCCAGGUUGCAGUCUGCUACAAGCUUCACAGCAAUAUCCCUGUCCAAGUCUUCUGGUGGAAGCUCUUACCGACACGAAAGCAAACGCUGCCGAUCCCGCCCCUGGCUGUGUCCCCGUCGCUCGGAAGCCAGGCCCAUUAAACCGGAGGUAAGGCGGAUCUGCCCACCUUCUCAUGGCCCCAGGAUUUCUAUUAAACAUUCGAUGAUCUCAGACCCCACCGAGUUAUCCCGGCCGCGACCCUCGGCAACUUUGCGACCUCGAUUCGUCUACGACUUAUAACCUGGAUUCGUGCUGGUCCGUUGCGCAUACGUGACUACCGGCCCUUCUCUCCUCAACUGCGAUCGUUGCUUUGGAUAUUGCUGCAGUAACCCUAGUGGCCAUCCACCGAUUGCUCUUCGAUUCGACACAUCAUGGAUGUCGUUCUCGAGGUUGUCGAUACCUUUGUUGGCGACCAGCUCUACGCCAAAUUGCUCCCAACCGGUUCAGCUCCUUACGACUUCCCUCACCACGCGAACGCCACGGCGCAACCGAUAUCGACAUGGCAGUAUAAGCCCUCGACACAAAUGCUCUACCUCGAGCCUUCCGAAGCCGCAUAUAUGAGCGCCUGGCCAAGAGAUAAUAUCUUCCGACAGUUCGCAUCUCUCUUCCUCGUCACAUGGUUCUUCGGCAUUCUCAACUACUUUGUCUUCGCGACUCUAUCGUACAUCUUCAUCUUUGACAAGAAGACUUUUAGCCACCCAAAGUUCCUCAAGAAUCAGAUCCGUCUCGAGAUGAAACAGGCCAACAUGGCCAUGCCGGUCAUGGCAAUCUGCACCGCGCUCACCUUCGUCGCCGAGGUGCGCGGCUACUGCAAGCUCUACGAUACCACCGAGGAGGGCCCCGGCCGUUGGUACGACUAUGCGCAGUUCCCGCUCUUCAUCCUCUUCACCGACCUGUGCAUCUACUGGGCUCAUCGGUGGCUGCAUCUCCCGCUCGUCUACAAGCACCUUCACAAGCCUCACCACAAGUGGAUUAUGCCCUCGCCCUACGCAAGCCACGCCUUCCACCCCCUCGACGGCUUCGCGCAGUCGGUCCCGUACCACGUCUACCCGAUGCUGUUCCCUCUCAAUAAGCUGGCAUACGUUGCACUGUUUGUGUUUAUCAACUUUUGGACCAUUCUCAUCCACGACGGUGAGUACAUUACCGACAACCCCAUCAUCAACGGCUCAGCGUGCCACACCGCCCACCACUUGUACUUCAACUACAACUACGGUCAGUUCACCACCCUCUGGGACCGUCUCGGUGGCACUUACCGCAAGCCCGACCUAGCCUGGUUCAACAAGAAGACCAAGAUGGCCAAGGAGACGUGGGAGUCCAACAUGAAGGAGAUGGAAGACAUCCAAAAGGAGGUUGAGGGCGACGACGACCGCCAGUACGUUGCCGCCGAGGCAAAGAAGACGAACUGAGAGCCAGUCUAAAGUGUGCUGGACACGCUCAGCGUCAAAAGCCAGCCCGCAAGUGAACAGCUGAAGAAUCCACUUUCUAGAUAUUUGUAAUACUUUGGCUCUGGCCAUACCUUUGACUGUAUAUAUACAAAGCGGCACAAUGGAAUGCUGGGCGCAAUAUGGACGGAUGAUGGUGAUAUAAUGGGAGCGAAGCCAUCUGACGGUCUGCGGGUAUGGACGGACCCAGGGUGUAAUAGCUAGUAGCGCAACUGGACCCUUUAGAGGUUCCAGAAUGCCAACUCGAAAAUGACACGAGGUUUGAAGAACACACUAGCAAAUGUCGAGGAGAAGAAGGACUCGAUUAUCACAUCUACCGGACUUCCGGAAGCCUGUGCGAUCUCGUAGGAUGGACAUGUUGAAAAGUUGGGUCACGGAGUCAAAAAAAAAAAAAAGAGGAUGAAUACGUGGAGGUAACAAGAGUGAAAAUCCAUUGAGGCUGUAUCACGCAAGCUCUACGUUGACAGAUAAUACCAAAAGAAGACGCCGAUCCAUACCGGCGCAAAGAAGGCUUUGUCAACCAGACCCUUAGAAAAGUCCACCACCGGGAAACCCAAGAUAAUACAACAUAGAAAAAAGAAAAAGAAGAGGGAAAAAAGCUCGCUCCAACGCCUGUUUGCCCUAGGAAGUAGUGGAAUGUCGAAGAGUUGAGAAGCAAGGAAAAGUAGUCGGUGGCCUGUUUGGGCGCGUUAAAAGGAUUUGUGGUUGUUGGAGGUGAAGGCUUGGGAAUAUUGAGUUAUGCUCCGGUGCAAAGUGAUCAGGAAUGAUCCUUCGUGGUCAUUUCCCUCCUCUCGAAUGAGAUAUAACGGUGUAGUCGUCGGUAGUUCGUAUCGCAGUCUAGUGCAAAUAUAUGCUGCAAACGACGUUUCCCGCCUGCCCGAACUGUGUCGGGUAUCCCCUUUUCGCCUCUCUCAUUCUCUCUCCCCUCCGCUCGUUCUCUCGAGGUAGCUCGUGCAUGCCUCGCCUAGCUGAACGUGACAGCCUUGGGAUCUAAAGGCCUCCCAUCCGGCCCGAUACCGUUGGCCUUGAAGCGCUGCUCCAUGUACACCCUGCGCGCGUCGUCAAACUUCAUGCGGCGCUUCUUCAUGAUCUUGAGAAUCUCCUUCUUGCUGCGAUCGUCGAGCCCUGCGCGGCUGUCGCCGGAUUCGACGUUGCCCGCCAAGUCAAAGGUCGAGCUCGAGAGGCCAGCGUCGAUGUCGCCGACGAAGGAGGAGGGUAGACGGGAGUAGAUGUAGUCGCGGCCGGGGAUCGGGAGGUCGGGAACGAGGUGGAGCCAGUGGCCGCGGGUGAAGUAGAGGGCCGUUGCACUGAUGAGGAGGAGGAACGAGACGGAGUAGAGGAGGUACGACAUCUUGGGCGACUUUCGCUUUCGAGGGCGCGGUUGAGAUGGAACGACGUUGGGCUGGUGGCCGAUACGCUGGUGUGGUUGCUUCGCGAUCGCCGGCUGCUUAGGUGGCUAGACUCCGAAAAGCUAGUGGUGGUGGUGAUCGUCGUGGUUUAGAAUGAACAGAACGGAAGGCAAGGGAAAUGAAUAGUGUGGAAAAAAGAAGUCACAAAGAGAACGGUGUUUUGGCGAAAACGGUCAGGGACUGCCGUUCGAAAGGAUCAAACGAUCAUGUCGGGAUCUGCAAGGAGACAGACGGUCGCGUUUGACUCCAGGCAGAGUGAGGUUAUGCGGAAUGGAAGUGUAAGUGGUGAAAUUCGGCGACGAGCCAGGCGUACCGACCGACGUACGAUGAUGUGGAGGUGCAGUGGUGCAGGCUGCGUAAGUGCGCUGGACACUAACACUACUCAGGCUCCCCAGUUGGCCUCUUUUGGGAAUGGGAGAGAGCCCGCAGGGACUCUG